This is a messenger RNA of Dictyostelium discoideum AX4, 2031 nucleotides long. RefSeq lists its product as hypothetical. Lineage: Eukaryota; Evosea; Eumycetozoa; Dictyosteliales; Dictyosteliaceae. Bases 1 to 2031 code for a protein of 676 amino acids. The transcript has a single exon. Gene Ontology annotation, biological process: chromatin remodeling. The record is from RefSeq and is a predicted model, not a curated record.
AUGGAUAUAAACUCAAAUCAUAUUAAAAAAAUCAAUGAUUUUAAAGAUAAAGGAAAUAAAGAAUUUAAUAAAGAAAAAAAUAAAGAUAAAUUAAAUAAAAGAGCAAUUACUUAUUUUCAAUUAGGUAUUAAAUAUUUUAAUGAUGAAAAACAUAAAAUUGAAAUUAAUGAUCAAAUUAAUAAAUUAAUUUCAAUUUUAUAUUCAAAUCUAUCACUAAUGUACUUGAAAGGAGAUGAAAUAAUAUUAAGUUUAGAAGCAUCAAAUAAAAGUAUAGAAUUUAAUAAUCAAAAUUCAAAAGCAUUUUAUUAUCAAUCAAUUUGUAAAAGUUAUUUAUGUGAUUAUAAAGGUUCAAUGGAGUCAAUUGAUAAAGCAAUUUCAAUUUCAAAACAAGAUGAAAAAGUAGUUCAACAAAGAAAUAGAUUAAUUGAAAUAACAAAUAAUAAAGUUAAAGAAGAUGUCUAUUUUGAAAAUGUAUUGAAGAAUCAAAAACUUGAAAAUGUUGCCUAUGAAAAUUCAAUUGAAAAAGGUAGAUAUUUAAUUUCAAAAAGAUUAAUCAAAAGAGGUGAAGAAAUACUUAGAAUUGCUCCAUUUUCAUUUUCACUUAAUGGAAAAUAUGUAUCAAAGUUUUGUGGUGUUUGUUAUCAAAAGAAAUCUAUUGAUAAUUUAUUAAAAUGUAAAGAUUGUGAUGACUUUGCCAUUUGUAAAGAAUGUAAAGCUCCAAAUGAACCACUUUCUAAAUACCAUCCAAACGAUUUAUGUGUAUUAUAUAAACUUAAUAAUGAAUAUUAUAAAAUGAACAAUUUUGAAAUUGCUAAUGAAGAUAAUAAAGAAAGAGGAUUAACCGAUGAACGUAGACUCUAUAUUAAUACAAUAUACAAUAUAUUUAAAAAUAAAACAAAUAAUAAAGCGGUGGUAGAAGUAGACAAUGCAAUAUCUUCAUCAGUAAUAGAUGUAUUAAACUUAUCAAAAAAAUUACUCAACCAUACAAAUGAAUCACAAAGAGCUUAUUCAGAUUCAACUAAAAUGAAAACUGAUAUUUUAGAAUUAAUAUUUAAAAGUUUUUAUGGUGCCAAUACUUUAAAAAAAGAUGAAAUUUCAAAUAUUAUUAGAAUAGUUGAUUGCAAUUCUCAUGGUUACUCAGAUGUAAUAAGCCAAAAGAAAAAAGCUAGUGGUUUAUAUCCAUUCUCAUGUUAUACAAAUCAUAGUUGUAUACCAAAUUCAGAUUAUUUCAUAGAUAAACAUGGUGUUAUGGUACUUUAUGCUUCAUCUGAUAUACAAGAAUCUGAAGCAAUAACAAUUUCAUAUAUCUAUUUUUUAAAUAGAGUUGAGAAGAGAAGAAAAGACUUAUUGAAUGGACAUAACUUCUUUUGUACUUGUGAUCAAUGUAGUUUCCAAUCUUCAUUAACUGAAGAAGUAUGUGACAAAUGUAAUGAGAUUAUACCAAGUACAAUUGGAAAUUCAAAUUUAGUAUAUAAAGAACCAAAAUCAUUAAAAGAAACAGGAUUUAAUUAUAUCUGUCCAAAAGGUCAUACAAAAAGCUCAUUAGUUUAUGAUAUUGAUAAUGAUCAAUUAUACCCAACAAUUGCUGAGAAUUAUUCAAAAUGUAAAGAUUUAAGAAACUUUAGAAAAAUAAACAUUUUCAAAGAAAUGUUAGAGAAUCGUGAUUUUGUAAAGAAAUUGACCCCUCGGGAAUUUGAGGUUACACCACUUGCAAAAUAUAUUGCAAAUCCAAAGAAAUCAAAUUCAAUGCUAUUUGAAGAAUUAAUUAAUUUAGUUAGGGGAUCAGUGGAAUGUGGUUUAACCAAAUCCAUUGAAGAAUCAAAUUAUUCCACUUAUUUAGUAUAUGAUUAUUAUGAUCUUUAUAAAAGUUUAUUAUUAGAAUCAAAACCACAAAUCUUAAAAUUAAAUUCCAUUAGGGAUAUUAUUAUUAAAUUACUUACUCCCAUGGUUUACAAUCAAAAUAAACCAAGAAUUGAUAAAAAACUUAACAAACACUUAUCCAACAAAAUAAAUUUAAAAAAAAAUAAAUAA